This is a messenger RNA of Anopheles merus, 1000 nucleotides long. RefSeq names its product ribosome-recycling factor, mitochondrial (gene mRRF1). Gene Ontology annotation, molecular function: ribosomal large subunit binding. Gene Ontology annotation, cellular component: mitochondrion. Gene Ontology annotation, biological process: translation. NCBI's taxonomy places the organism in Eukaryota, Metazoa, Arthropoda, Insecta, Diptera, Culicidae. The record is from RefSeq and is a predicted model, not a curated record. Bases 90 to 911 code for a protein of 273 amino acids. The transcript has a single exon.
CAGCAAACACACGGCGCACCGCAAUUUCGUUCGCAAUCAUAACAAAAGCAAAGUUGGAAAGGAAACAAUUUAAACAUUCGACGUGAAACAUGUUACGAAUAACAGCACUGCUGCGAGCGGCCAGCUUUACAGCGCUAGAAUCAAACGGUAACACCAUCGUUCGUGCCUUCACAAAGCGAUUCAUCUGCACAGCACUGCGCCCCGUUCGAUGUGAACUACCGGCAGCGCCAGUCGCCAGUCUUAUCGCAGCAAAACUCCAGCCCCCGCCGACGGUACGACACUACGCCAAGGGCAAGGACAAAAAGAAAGACAAAAAGGGUGCAGCCGCCAAAGUACAGAUCAACGAGGAGCAGCUCGGCGGCCUGAUCGAUCUGGACGGGCUGCGAACGCAGAUGGAAAAGAGCCUCGCCGCCAUGAAGGACGAUUACGUGAAAAAUCUCUCGCUCCGGUCUACCACCGGGUCGAUCGAAACGCUGCGCAUCACGUACGAGGGCAAAGACUAUCAGCUGCAGGAGCUGGGGCAGGUGGUGCGCAAAAAUCCCAAAACGCUCGUCGUCAAUUUGGUGGCCUUCCCGCAAACCAUCCCGGUGGUGCUGCAAGCCAUCCAGCGCAGCGGCAUGAACCUGAACCCGCAGCAGGACGGCACGACGCUGUUCAUUCCCGUGCCGAAGGUGACGCGCGAACAUCGCGAAGGGUUGGCGAAGAACGCCAAGGUGCUGUUCAUCAAGUGCCGCGAUCGCAUCAAGGACGCCCAGAACCAAUCCAUCAAGAAGCUAAAGAAGCAGUCCAACGUCUCCGAGGACGAAGCAUUUCAGGCGCAGGCACAAAUCACCGCCAUUGCGGAUGGGUUUGUCAAGGAGGCAGAAAAGCUGAUGGAGCUCAAGCAGGCGGAACUGCUGGGCGAUAAGUAAGGCAAGCGAGAGUAGAAAUUGUUGUCCCGCCUUCCCUCCCCUACUGCCAAGUCGAAUAAAGCGAAUGAUAGUGAGUUGAUUAAAGCUAA